Molecule: messenger RNA, 2685 nt
Organism: Salvelinus fontinalis (brook trout)
Lineage: Eukaryota; Metazoa; Chordata; Actinopteri; Salmoniformes; Salmonidae
Product: glutamate receptor-interacting protein 1-like
Exons: 3
Coding region: 119-808 (229 amino acids)
Biological process (GO): neurotransmitter receptor transport, endosome to postsynaptic membrane
Molecular function (GO): nuclear glucocorticoid receptor binding
Source: RefSeq, a predicted model, not a curated record
UCUCCCCCUCUCUCUUUUCUCUCGGUCCCCUCCCCCAUCUCCCCCUCUCUCUUUUCUCUCGGUCCCCUCCCUCAUCUCCUCCCCCGUUGUCUCCUCCACCCCCCUCCAGGCCACCAUUAUGUCCGGCAGCAGUCUGAGUCUGAACCAUGACCCUGCUCCUCUGAGGAGCCACCUGGGUCGGCAGGCCAGCUUCCAGGAGCGCAGCGCAGCCCGGCCGCAGUACACCCAGUCCUCGCGCUCCAACACCCUGCCCAGCGACGGGGGGCGCAAGGCCUUCGCCAUGAGGAAGAUGAAACAGGAGAUGAAUGACGUCAUGUCGCCCACCCCCGUGGAACUGCACAAGGUGAGUCUGUUGAAGGAGUCGGACCUUGAAGACUUUGGCUUCAGUGUGUCGGAUGGCCUCCUGGAGAAAGGUGUCUAUGUCAACAACAUCCGCCCAGGGGGACCCGCAGAGGUCGUGGGGCUGAAGUCCUACGACAGGCUGCUACAGAUCAACCACGUGAGGACCAGAGACUUCGACUGCUGUCUGGUGGUCCCUCUGAUUGCCGAGUCAGGCAACACACUGGACCUGGUGAUCAGCAGGAACCCUGCUUCCUCCAGAACCGGGCCCCAGUCAGGACUGAACCAGCUACCCACCGAGGAGUCUGUCAUCAACUGGACCGAGCCGGGGGACAGCCUCUCUGGCCCUCCACCGAACCAGAACCACCAUUCCUUAUCCAGGAUGGCUGCUGGAAUCGGGGUGACUGGGAUCGGUGUGGCGCUGGCCGGGGCUGGGCUGGAUGAUAGAGACCCCACUAAGACCUUAUAGCAGACUGGAGGUCUGAAGGCCCAAGGCUCUCUGUCUGUCCCACAAAGACCUUAUAGCAGACUGGAGUUCUGAAGGCCCAAGGCUCUCUGUCUAUCUGUCCCACUAAGACCUUAUAGCAGACUGGAGGUCUGAAGGCCCAAGGCUCUCUGUCUAUCUGUCUGUCCCACUAAGACCUUAUAUCAGAGUGGUGGUCUGAAGGCCCAAUGCUCUCCCUCUCCUUCCCCUGUGAGUUGUCCUCCCCCUGGUGCUACUGUAGAAAACCACUCUGAUGAGACAGGGGUCAAUAUAAAAUGGAGCCUUAUUGCAUGUGUAGGGCACUACUUCUGUCCAGAACCUGUGUGCAGGCUAACCCCUCACAGCUCUGGCUAAAAGUAGUGCACUACCUAGGGAAUAGGGUGCUAUUUAGGACGCAGUCAGACAGACAGUGUUCCUAGGUGGACGGUGGGGUCCGGGGCUGCUAAGUCAAAGCACACUGACAAAACUAAAAACUCCUUCCUCUGAGCCAGAGCAUGAGCCACAAUCACAAGAGGUUUCCUCCUCUUCCUCCCUCACACUGGGGACUAUUGAGUACGGUACGCACCUCUACCCCAGGACUACAAAGAACUACAAAGAUGGAGGCAACAUCGACCACACUGACCUCUUGGAAAAUACCAGAGACAAAAAUAAUAACAGUGAUGAACUGAAACAAUAGUGCCAUCCGACCGAUCCUCUCCUUUUGAUUACCGCAGCUGGACAAUAAAACAGGAACUCACUUCUGUUGUUUAAAACAAAAAAGACAAAAGAAAACACAAUAAGAUUUGCUGAACCGUUUACAUGUGAUGCUGGACUGGUCACUCUGUGUGUGUGUGUGUGUGCUCCACCGCUGUGUCGCGUCGUGACGGAGACAAGGCCAGAGUGAUACAAACCCUCUAUCUAGUUAUUCUAGGGAGUCUCUCCCUCUCUCUCUCUUUGUCUCUAUCGCUCUGUCCUCCAUCUGUCAUAGCUGGGUCUCACUAGCUCUCUGUCCUCCUUGUCCUCCUUCAUCUGUCAUAGCUGGGUCUCACUAGCUCUCUGUCCUCCUUGUCCUCCUUCAUCUGUCAUAGCUGGGUCUCACUAGCUCUCUGUCCUCCUUGUCCUCCUUCAUCUGUCAUAGCUGGGUCUCACUAGCUCUCUGUCCUCCUUGUCCUCCUUCAUCUGUCAUAGCUGGGUCUCACUAGCUCUCUGUCCUCCUUGUCCUCCUUCAUCUGUCAUAGCUGGGUCUCACUAGCUCUCUGUCCUCCUUGUCCUCCUUCAUCUGUCAUAGCUGGGUCUCACUAGCUCUCUGUCCUCCUUGUCCUCCUUCAUCUGUCAUAGCUGGGUCUCACUAGCUCUCUGUCCUCCUUGUCCUCCUUCAUCUGUCAUAGCUGGGUCUCACUAGCUCUCUGUCCUCCUUGUCCUCCUUCAUCUGUCAUAGCUGGGUCUCACUAGCUCUCUGUCCUCCUUGUCCUCCUUCAUCUGUCAUAGCUGGGUCUCACUAGCUCUCUGUCCUCCUUGUCCUCCUUCAUCUGUCAUAGCUGGGUCUCACUAGCUCUCUGUCCUCCUUGUCCUCCUUCAUCUGUCAUAGCUGGGUCUCACUAGCUCUCUGUCCUCCUUCAUCUGUCAUAGCUGGGUCUCACUAGCUCUCUGUCCUCCUUGUCCUCCUUCAUCUGUCAUAGCUGGGUCUCACUAGCUCUCUGUCCUCCUUGUCCUCCUUCAUCUGUCAUAGCUGGGUCUCACUAGCUCUCUGUCCUCCUUCAUCUGUCAUAGCUGGGUCUCACUAGCUCUCUGUCCUCCUUGUCCUCCUUCAUCUGUCAUAGCUGGGUCUCACUAGCUCUCUGUCCUCCUUGUCCUCCUUCAUCUGUCAUAGCUGGGUCUCACUA